Bipolaris victoriae FI3 is the source of this 1041-nucleotide messenger RNA. RefSeq lists its product as hypothetical. Bases 1 to 1041 code for a protein of 346 amino acids. Lineage: Eukaryota; Fungi; Ascomycota; Dothideomycetes; Pleosporales; Pleosporaceae. The transcript has a single exon. The record is from RefSeq and is a predicted model, not a curated record.
AUGGCAUUACGAAGACGUCAACGAGGGAGCUCCAAGCUCGAGGAGCUGCUACCAACUCUCCUGACAGUCAAGGGCCACCACGAGUUCAAACUCGUUACUGCUAGCGGCAAGACCGCCGUCAAACCAGAAUCGAACGAGAAAACAUUAUGCGCUCCACGACCAAAGUUUACUACACCAUCCCACAGACAGCAGCCUCCUCCGCCAAACCCACAUGGGUGCCCUCGCAGAAACCACACCGGACCGUUCCGCUUCCUGGAGCUCCCUCAAGAGAUCAGAGACGAAAUCUACUCGUACCUAGUCGUCCGCCAAACUCCCCACUCACUCCCCAUCCUCGACGCAACCACCAUUCUCAAGAACCGCAAGAAACGCCUUCAGGCACGGAAGACCAGGGAACGCCUCAACCAGCAACGCCUCUUGGAAGGAAAACGCCCAUCAUGUCCACACUCAUCCACAUCAACAUCCAAUCAACCGGAUCCAAUCCUCCACGUCGACCUCCUCCGGACCUCGCAAAAGCUAGCAGAUGAAGCCACAGACUGCAUGUACUCGAAAAACGUCUUCGCAAUUACCCUCGACAAACUACCCCUAACUUCCUUCGACGCACCCCUCGGCUGGGACCUCUCCCGCAUCAAACGCCUCCAAAUCGAACUGCAGCUCAAAGACGCCAUCCGCAUGAACCGCUACGUCGACUGGUCUUCUUUCUUCUCUUCCUUCCCUUCCCUCCAGUUCUUACGCAUAGUGCCUACCCUGCACCCCCGCUACUACGAGUGGUCGCGCUGCGAAUUCACAGACUGGUCAAGCAAGGACACGCCGUUUGUGCACAAGGCGUUUUUUAGAGAGUUGCUUGUGGCGAUUCCUCAAUAUGUGGAUUUGAAACUAGGAUUGCCGAGCGAGGUGCUGGCCACGGGGGUUGCGGCCGCUGAGGUACAGGUGCAGGGAAGGAUGGGUAUUGAUGAUAAGUUUCUCUGGGAUAUGUAUCUUGAGCUAGGGAAUAGGCUCGGUGUCACGGGAAAGCCGCUUGCGGUGAGUAGAGUCGUGUGUUGA